Felis catus (domestic cat) is the source of this 4104-nucleotide messenger RNA. Its product is annotated as endogenous retrovirus group K member 8 Env polyprotein-like. Gene Ontology annotation, molecular function: structural molecule activity. Lineage: Eukaryota; Metazoa; Chordata; Mammalia; Carnivora; Felidae. The transcript is spliced from 6 exons. The coding region runs from base 1968 to 3161 and encodes 397 amino acids. The record is from RefSeq and is a predicted model, not a curated record.
CCACCGGGUUGGCUUGAGUCAACGGGGAACAUUGCUCAACCCGGUCUCAGCCUGGCACCGGGGCCCGGCCCCCCACAAUAAAGCCAUGCUUUAUUAGCAAGUUCAUAAACCUCUAUCUUUCAAUGGAUUUUGUUCUAUUUAUAAUUCAUAUCCCUACUGGGGGUGAUAGGGAAGAGUGAAUAUGGGGAGAGUACAUAUUGUUAUAAGUUUUCCACAUCACCUAGACUUCCAAAUCAAUUGCCAUUGGGCUGUGGGUUUCUCGUCCAGAGAUUUCCAGGGAAAAUUGUCAUCUGUGCUUCCUUGACAUCUAUCAGUUUCAAAAUCCUUCUCAGGUAUGUCAUCUGUUUCCACUACUCUCCCGUUAAUUAAAUGAUGGUGUGGCUUAGCGGUUUGAAGAUUAAGACAGAACUCACUUUGGGCGGUAAGGGGUCGGGGGGGAGACUUUUCUGGAGAGCAGAGAAUCCAGUGAGACACAUGAGCUUCCCCUGCCAGCUUCUCACAUGUCAGACCUCAGAAUUUCUUGCUCCUUCCAUCCGAUACCCUGUCUGUCUCCAGGGAUAAAAGGAAGAGCUUCUUCCAAACUCCGUAAUGAUCUCUUUGGAGAUAAUACCUACAAACUUGUAAUUGCCUUUUUGGUAAUUGGCAACUGAUGAAAGAAAAGUUUGUCACAAAUAUUCUCAGUUCGCCAAGGCUGUUUUCUCACUGCAGCUACAGGUGAAGAGACAAUGCAGUUCCACAGGGAGGCGAUGUCACAGAACCACAAACACGUAUCUCGUGGUCUGGCUGCCUCCCUAUUCCAUAUGCUGGCUGUUGCAACUGUCACUCUGACCUCCAUGUUGACAGCCAGAGGAAGUCAGGAACCUGGCUCAGAAGAAGAAUUUCACUCCUUGGGAUUUUGAAGAAUGACCGCCAUUGAUUUGGUAAUGAGUGUGCAGGAAUGUGUCCAUUGGCACUGUCUGCCUCUUGAGCCUCUUCCAGAUGAUCAUCAUCAGUCCCAGGGAUUCCAGGUUGUUCAGAGAUGGAAAGAGUAAAACACGGCCUCCCUUCCUGUACCUCCAGAAGGACCCUGAUCUUGGUGUUUGUUGCACCGGUGGCAACAAGUGGCGCCCGAACAGGGACCUGAGACAACAAGGAGGAAAGCGAAAGCGGACCGCGCCGGCGUCUAAUUCAGGAUGAGGAAGCGCCGCGCUGGGUCCCACUUCGGCUCCUCAGAGAUAUUACAGUUGCGCCGAAAAAUGGCCAAAUUGACAGUGACGGAACCCCCCCAAAAGCGACGACGGCGGAGUCAUAAGGCGGGUACACCCACCUGGAGACAGAUAAAGAACCUGGUGACCCAGGCCACUGAUGUAGUGAUGGCCUCAGGUAGAGAGGUAACAGCCACACAUGUCUUCUUGGCAUGCCUGUGCAUCCUCACUACAGCCGGGGAGUCUGCCCUCUAUUGGGCAUACAUGGUAGGUCCUCCUACAGUACAACCUGUAACAUGGAGAGACCCCACACCCAAAGUAUACACCAAUCUCACCUUUAUGGGAGGGGAAGAUGCAGGGUUUUUGCCCACUGUGUCGGCCUCUAUAAAUUGGACGGCACUCUCUGCAGGAGUACCCAUCUGCCUGCAAAGGGAGUCUACGCCGUACAAACUUGCUUAUGGGUGUUUGGGUACGAAACCAGUAGGGCGAUCUAUUACUUAUACUAUGUGGCAAAAUGGCGAGCAUAAUUCUGAAUGGGUGGCCCGCUCCGUUGCCGCUUAUUGGCAAAAGAGAGAAUUGUUAGGAGAAUGGAUGUUUUUUGGACCACGUGAUCCCCCUCAGAAUCUUCCUAUAUGUCCCUCAGUUGGUCAAGGCCUUACUGGGGACUCACCUUGGGGUAAAUGUGCCCAAUCCUCUUCAUUAAGGAUGACUCCUAAAGGCAUAAACUAUACCAUUACAGAUUAUUCCUGAAAGGCCUGGCAUUCAUUCUUUCAAGAAACACCUAUGGCUAUUUUGGAAGUACAAAGGGAAACAAGGAGACCUUUAGUGGCUCCUUUAAGAGAUAUGGGCCCACCUCCUAACGAGGUACAGGAACACCACAAGGUUAUCCCACAAACCAUUUUGCAAUCCCCUGAAGGAAGAAUUCAUUCUGAUCUUUGGAAGUUAUAUGCUGCCUUUGAUAAAAUAUAUACUAAUGACAGCUUUAGUUUUCCAGAAUAUUAUCUUUCUCCAGCUCUACAAUUGCGUGCCUGUGUUCCUCCUCCCUACUAUUUGAUUGUUGGAGAUGGGACCAUUACUCCAGUGAAAGAAGAUGGUCAUCAGUUAUACCGGCUGACGUGUCCUGCUUGUGUUUUGACCAAUUGUCUACCAGUAGAUGGGCCCUCUAGAAGUGAAAUGGAGGUUUAUUUGGUCUUACAACCUCCCUAUUGGAUGUUGCCAGUAAAUGUUACAGGACCUUGGUAUUCUAAUUAUGGGAUGCAAUUGGCCUUAGAAAUCAGUAAACGGCUGCGCAGGACCAGACGGUUUCUUGGACUCUUGAUUGCUGAACUUAUAGCAGCAGUGACUGUAAUUGCCUCUGCAACUGUAUCUGUAAUAUCCUUACAUGAAAGUGCCCAAACAGCAUCCCAUGUAAAUGAAUUGGCUCAUAAUGUAUCCAAGGUGUUUGCCACUCAAGAACGAAUAGACCGUAAAUUGGAAGCCCAAUUGGAGGCACUACAAGAAGCAUUGAUAUCUCUUGGUGAUCAGUUUGCUGUUUUGCAUACCAGACUUUCUUUAAUUUGUCAUGAUGCAUAUAAGCAUAUCUGUGUUACCCCUUUAGAAUAUACCAAUAUGACAUGGGGACACGUACGUCGUCAUUUGCAAGGGAUUUGGCAUGACGCUAACACUAGCUUAGACCUCUUACAGCUACAAGAAGAGAUAAAUGCUAUUGCAAGUAGUUCACUCAGUUUCCCUGACCCUGGAAGUCUCGCUGGAACCAUACUGCACCAACUUAAUGGGUUUAAUCCAUUUAAUAUUCUUCAGCAUUCCUUUUGGAUCUUUAUUGGAAUUGUUUCCGUAAUAUCUGUUAUACUUGUCUUGCUGUGUUGUUUCUGGAGAUGGGGUCUCACUGCCUUUACCACAUACCAAGCCAGGAUACACAUGUUGCAAUUACAAACAAUAGGGGGAAAUGUGGGAGGCCGGACCCCGGUGCCAGGCUAAGACCAGGUUGAGCAACGGCUCCCUGUUGACUCAGCCAACCUGGUCGUUCCCCUUCCCGUUCCACCACUUACAAAGGCAUACAAAAGCCUUGCCAAGGCUGAGAAAUCUAAUUCCUGAAGCCUGUGGUCUGUGGGUAUUGGCAGUAACGUUACCCCUUUCUACCCUGGGUCAAAUAGGAACAAACAUGGGAACUGUGCUUCGCUAGCAAUCUAUCAACAGGGUCUUGCGGUGACCCGUUUAGAAAGUUCACAAUGUACACGGAACUAAAUGUUUUGGUUGGCAGCAAUCAUGUGAAACCUGUUUAUUCUUAGAAUGGCCUGACCCAUAAGAGUCUUGAUAUAAAAGAUUGUGUACCGCAACAAUAAAGUCGUCACUUGGGCCAUCAGCCCAGGGGACCCUCCUGUUCCCAAACUGGCUUCUCUUUUCUUUCUUACAUUCCCCUACCCUUAGGACCCUGAUCUCGGUGUUUGUCGCGCCGGUCGCGACAAGACACACGUGUUUCAUGGCUAGUCCCACACGUGUCAGACUUCAGUAUUUCCUCCUUCCUCCCUAUGAGACCCUGUCUGCCUCCAGGGAUCAAGGAGAAGCAAGAGCCCUCCAAAUACUUGCAAAGGUCUCUUUGGAGAUGAUAACUAGAAACCUGCUGUUGUUUUCAGCAAUUAAUAAUUGGGGGAAAAAGUUUGUCACCCCCAAACCUGUACUCUCACUGUGAAUACAGGUGAAAAGAAAAUUGUAGUUCCAUAGGGAAGCGACAUCACAGAACCGCAAGCCCAUAUCUAGUGGUCUGGCAGCUUAACCUCUCUCUCACAUGAUACUAGCUGUGGUGACCAUCGUGUUAACCCCCCUGUCCUGGCAGCCAGAGAGACUCCAGUGAAUAUUUCUAUUUCAGUCUAAGGGGGCAGAGUCUGCAAGCAAAGAGGGUUAUCAGGAGUCUAGGUAAGUG